AUGGCGAGGUCGGGCCGAGAGAGCAAGGCCGACGGCGAUGACCGAACCUCUUCCGGCGAGCCACACCACCAGCUAAUCACGACCACCGUCUUCCCUAGGGAUAUCAUCAUCGAAAUUUUCACUCGUUUGCCGGUCAAAUCCCUUGUACGGUUCAGGUGUGUCUCCAAAUCAUUCAAAACCAUCAUUUCCAGCCCUGAAUUCAUUAAGUAUCACCUGAGGAGGCUCAAAUCUUCCACAUAUUCCUACCCCUUUCUCCUCAUUCCAUCCACCUCAAAGCUCGGGUACCGUUCCUGCCCAGUUGAAUCUCUGUAUAUGAACCCACAGCAACUCGGUUUCGCCGAUCUCGACCACUCACCGUUUCUUAUCGAAGCCGAUCGAAAACCGUUCUGGGUUGUUGGGUCUUGCGAUGGACUGAUCUGCGUAGCCAUCAAGAGGCGAUUCCCGGCUCUGUGGAACCCAUCCACCCGAGCUUUCUCUGUAUUCCCAGGGUUCGAGAUUCCUGAAAAAAAGCGCAGACGCUACAUGGUGUUUGGCUUUGGAUACGAUCUCGAAUCCAAUGACUACAAAAUUGUGUCCAUCUCCUGCUACCCAAACAAAGAUCCCAAGGAAAUUCGUGGAGCAGGCUUUUCUGGGAGCCAGGGAAUAGUUCACGUCUGUUCGUCAAAGUCCAGAAAUUGGAAGAGGAUUGAGGAUUUCAAGUACGGCCUUCCGUACGAUUAUCCUGGGAAAUAUGUGAAGGGAACUCUUAAUUGGCUCUUGGAUAACGAAUCGAGCUCUAUUGUUUCACUUAAUUUGGGCACAGAACAGUAUGAGGAAGUGAUUCAGCCGGAGUAUCAGGAGGAUGUUACCCAGAAGACGAUCGGGGUAUUGGAAGAUUGUCUGUGCGUGAUGUAUCAUCGCCAUGGCGAUUUCUCCGAUUUAUGGGUGAUGAACGAGUUUGGAUCGAAGGAGUCGUGGACCAAGUUGUUCAGACUCGAGUGUGGCCGGGAUGGGUUUCAAUCGCUGCAAUAUGCCAUGCCAUUGCACGUUACUCGGGGACGAGCUCUGCUGUGGCUGUGGUCUUCGUUGGCUGUGUACAAUUACGAGGACGCCUCUGUUGUGCAUCUGUUGUCCGCCGAUGUUUGGUGCGCUCAGCUUUACAUCGAGAGCUUGGUUUCUCCCGAUGAGCAGGACAACCACUGA
Messenger RNA from Linum tenue, 1182 nucleotides. NCBI's taxonomy places the organism in Eukaryota, Viridiplantae, Streptophyta, Magnoliopsida, Malpighiales, Linaceae. The record is from the annotation of a GenBank genome assembly.